UUUUGUAAGUUUGACACGAUUUCUAUCAAAUUUUCUUGCCGUUUACGCGCUUACUGGUAGCCCCCACGCGGUUUCAUUCAUGGACCUCUGCAGCUCCCUUCUCCCUCUCUCUUCCCCUCUUCCAACUCUUUUAUGGCAAAUCAUGGAGCCACACCGCCCGCCGACCAUACAUGAAACCAAAGAUUGAAGCUAGAAAGGCUUCAAUCAGCUCGCAAUUGAAACCUCUUUUCCCACACCUCGUAACGGCUUAAGAGAAUCCAAGAAAAACCAUAUUUUACGUUUUGGACUCUACUAUUUGUCUGAAAAAGAUUCAAUCGUUUAAUCAUUUUCGUACCCACCCCUUCUCAUCCUCACUCCCCAACAAAGCAAACCCUUGUUUCCCCAACAGAUAACACUCGUCUCACUCACAUAUACAAAUUGCAGCUUAAUCCAAUAAUUGUUGUUUAUUGUUUAUUAAUUUUUCACAGGACCAUUUGCAUGUUGGUCUUUUUGCUCCCUCUUAUCCAGCCCCCCGUGAUUUUUAGCUUUCUCGGUUUGCUAUUUGUGGGCUUGAAAUGUACUACAGUCGAAGCGCACAAGGCUUGUACCUUGCUUGUUGAAUUUUCUUGAAAAUGUCGCAGAAGCGGCAACAGCGGGAGGAGGGCACGCCUUUUGACGAGAGGCGUCCCAGGAAAUCAAAAUCCUUUAAAAGUGUGGUGCUGGAGGUAAUGAGCCUCUGCAAAUUGCAACAUCUCAUGGAGCCGGUUCUUGAGCCCCUGAUUCGUCGAGUUGUGAAAGAGGAAGUGGACUCCGCGUUGAGAAAAUACAUAAUCAAUAUGAAAAGGAAUUGUGGGAAGGACACACAUUCUUCUGAACCGAGGGAUUUGUGUUUACAGUUUUCGAAUGCCAUAUCUCUUCCGGUGUUUACUGGAACACGUAUUGAAGGAGAAGGGUCCACCAGAAUAGGAGUUUCGUUAGUCGAUUCCCUUACUGGGGAAGUUGUUUCUAGUGGUCAUGGAUCCUCUGAGAAGGUAGAGAUCGUAGUUCUUGAAGGAGAUUUUGAUGGAGACGAGAGAUGGACACUUGUAGAGUUCCAAAAUAAUACAGUGCGAGAGCGGGAUGGCAAGAAACCCCUCCUAUCCGGGGAUCUUAUCAUGACCCUGCAAGAUGGCAGGGGUUUGGUCGGUAAUGUUAUGUUUACAGAUAAUUCAAGCUGGACAAGAAGCCGCAAGUUUAGGCUGGGGGCUAAACUUUUGGACAGCACCAGUGGCAUCAGAGUAAGAGAGGCUAGAUCAGAACCCUUUGUUGUUAGAGAUCAUCGUGGAGAAUUGUACAAGAAGCACCACCCUCCAUCACUUUCUGAUGAAGUAUGGCGGCUGGAAAAGAUUGGUAAAGGCGGAGCUUUUCACAAACGUUUGAGGAAGGAAAGAGUCACUACCGUUGAGGAUUUUCUGGUGUCGUUCUUCUUAAACCCUACAAGGCUUCGAAAUAUCCUUGGGGCUGGCAUGUCUUCCAAAAUGUGGGAAGUAGCAGUGGAGCAUGCUCGGACGUGUGUUCUUGACCAGAAAUUGCAAUUCUACGGUGCCACUCAAGAUAAUGGUGUUGUUUUCAACAUGGUCGGGCAACUGAUGGGGAUCAUCUCGAACAGCCAGUAUCUUCAUGCUGAUAAGCUCUCCGAAGCAGAAAAGACGGAGGCCCAUGAGUUAGUCAUCUCUGCAUUUGCGGACCGUGACAAAAUUGUCAGUUUUGAUGAUGACUCGCCUCUGAAUUUCCCCACCUCAUCAAGCUUAUCCGUGGCUCAAUCUUGUUCAAACUUGCCCUCCGAGACGAGUUUCCAUGCGGAUGAUUCUUACUUGCAGCAAAAUGCUUCUUCCCCAAACUACAUGGAGUCAGUGUACUCUGUCGGAGGCUUGAGCACCUUCGAAGAUUGCCUGCACCAAGUUGCAGACGGCCUGAUCUGCGACGCUGACACCUUCAGUCGUGCAUUCUGUGCAGACGAACUGCAAUACUUUGAGACAGAUCGGGCAAUCCACAGCCCACCUCUUGAUUUAUCAGACAAUAUACAGGCCGACAUCAGUGCUUAUAUACCGUAUUCUGAUGUUCCCACCGGUAAAGCUCAGAGGGGGUGGAACAUUCUAGUCUUUGUGUUGAGAUGGUGGUUCUCGAUAAGAAGAAUUGUGGCUAGAAAAACCCGCGUUUGAUCGAGGUACGUACUAUGAUUAAAGAUGUUUCUUGAAGAUCCUCUGCAGCUACAUGGGAAGAGAAUUUACAAGUUGUUAUACAUACAUGCAAUGCAUAUAUACAGAUUUUUGCUCGAUUUUUUGUGAAAAACUUGUACAAUAAGCAAUGGUGUAAGUGCAACAGUGUGAAAUUGUAUAUUGUAGUGUUCUAGGGGUGGUCUAGUUUUCCAUUCAAGGACUACCUUUUUUGUACAUAUUCAAUAUGUGAAUAAUAAAAUAGACACUUAUUUCCA
Molecule: messenger RNA, 2452 nt
Organism: Salvia miltiorrhiza (redroot sage)
Lineage: Eukaryota; Viridiplantae; Streptophyta; Magnoliopsida; Lamiales; Lamiaceae
Product: calmodulin-binding protein 60 A
Exons: 7
Coding region: 612-2180 (522 amino acids)
Biological process (GO): regulation of salicylic acid biosynthetic process
Cellular component (GO): nucleus
Molecular function (GO): sequence-specific DNA binding; DNA-binding transcription factor activity; calmodulin binding
Source: RefSeq, a predicted model, not a curated record